Messenger RNA from Gavialis gangeticus (Gharial), 2236 nucleotides. RefSeq names its product prolyl 4-hydroxylase subunit alpha 2 (gene P4HA2). The coding region runs from base 140 to 1756 and encodes 538 amino acids. Lineage: Eukaryota; Metazoa; Chordata; Crocodylia; Gavialidae. The transcript is spliced from 16 exons. Gene Ontology annotation, biological process: peptidyl-proline hydroxylation to 4-hydroxy-L-proline. The record is from RefSeq and is a predicted model, not a curated record. Gene Ontology annotation, cellular component: endoplasmic reticulum. Gene Ontology annotation, molecular function: L-ascorbic acid binding; protein binding; procollagen-proline 4-dioxygenase activity.
UAGAACGGGGGCGCAGCUGCAUGUUGGCGGGCCGGGCUGCCCGGGGGAGCCGCCAGCCGCCAGGUUUGUUGGGAAGAAAGUGUGCUGAAAAGGACCCCACAACCACCUUCAGCAGAGCCAACGGAGUGGAGCCUUUUUAAUGAUGAAGCCCUGGAUGCUGUUGCUGCUGUUGACCUGCAUUAGCUGCACAUGGCCCACACAAGCAGAGUUUUUCACCUCUAUAGGUCAAAUGACUGACCUGGUUUAUUCAGAGAGAGACUUGGUGCGAUCUCUGAAGGAAUAUAUUAGAGAGGAAGAGUCCAAGCUCUCUAAGAUUAAAAGCUGGGCUGAAAAAAUGGAGGCAGUGACUAGCAAAUCAACAUCAGAUCCAGAAGGGUAUCUGGCACAUCCAGUAAAUGCAUAUAAGCUGGUGAAGCGCUUAAAUACAGAGUGGCUAGAAUUGGAGAAUCUAGUUCUUCAGGACACUACAAAUGGCUUUAUUGCAAACCUCACAAUACAACGCCAGUUCUUUCCAACUGAGGAAGAUGAGACAGGAGCUGCUAAGGCUCUAAUGCGUCUACAGGACACAUAUAAGCUGGAUCCUGAGACCAUUUCUAAGGGAGUACUACCAGGAACAAAGUACAGGUCGUCUUUGACAGUGGAUGACUGCUUUGGCAUGGGAAAAACAGCUUACAAUGAUGGAGACUACUAUCACACAGUGCUGUGGAUGCAGCAGGCUUUAAAACAGCAUGAAGAAGGAGAGGAAUCCUCCAUCACAAAAGCAGAGAUCCUGGACUAUCUCAGCUAUGCCGUCUUUCAGCUCGGCGACUUGCACAGGGCCAUGGAACUCACCAGACGUCUCAUUUCUCUUGAUUCCACUCAUGAGAGGGCCGGAAGCAACCUGCGAUAUUUUGAGAAGUUGCUGGCGAAGGAAAGGAUGGAGACGUUAUUGAACAAGACGUCCACUAGAACAGAACCGGUGAUGCAAGGAGGGGUCUAUGAGAGGCCUUCUGACUACCUGCCUGAGCGUGAGAUCUAUGAAGGUCUGUGCAGAGGUGAAGGAGUGAAAAUGACACCUCGGAGACAGAAGAGGCUGUUCUGCAGGUACCACGAUGGAAACAGGAAUCCCCAUCUGCUCAUAGCUCCCUUCAAGGAAGAAGAUGAAUGGGACAGCCCUCACAUAGUUCGAUACUAUGAUGUCAUGUCAGAUGAAGAAAUAGAGAAAAUCAAAGAAUUGGCUAAACCAAAGUUGGCACGAGCUACAGUGCGUGACCCCAAAACAGGCGUCCUAACAGUGGCCAGCUACAGGGUGUCUAAAAGCUCGUGGUUGGAGGAGUAUGAUGAUCCCAUCAUUGCUAAAGUGAAUCGCCGAAUGCAGCAUAUCACAGGGCUGACGGUGAAAACAGCUGAACUAUUGCAGGUUGCUAAUUACGGUUUGGGAGGACAGUACGAACCACACUUUGACUUCUCAAGGAAAGAUGAGCCUGAUGCUUUCAAGCGUUUAGGGACUGGAAAUCGCGUGGCCACUUUUUUAAACUAUAUGAGCGAUGUAGAAGCUGGAGGUGCCACAGUUUUCCCAGAUUUUGGGGCUGCAAUUUGGCCCCGGAAGGGUACAGCAGUGUUCUGGUAUAAUCUUUUCAGAAGUGGCGAGGGUGAUUAUAGAACAAGGCAUGCAGCUUGUCCAGUACUAGUUGGGUGUAAAUGGGUUUCAAACAAGUGGUUCCAUGAAAGAGGGAAUGAAUUUUUAAGACCUUGUGGCAGAACAGAAGUCGACUGAAAACCACCUGGCUAUGCAUUUUUCUGUUUGUCUGUCUUCUCUUCUCUCGUUUGUUCUUCCAGUUCAUUUCUAAGAAAUGAUCCAUCUUCUAUUAUCAAUGAACCCUGGCACUUUUUAAAAAAGAAAAAUGUCUAACAUCUUUAAGCGAAAGAAGCAACAGGCCUUGUCUACUUGCAGAGUUUGCUGACUGGUAUUCUCCCCCAUCCCUGUCUUCCCUUGAUUCCCAUCCUGACCUUUUUUUCCCCAUGCUCCCAAUUUCUUUCCUCUGUAACAGCAGUACAAACAAUGCUCUUUGGUGACUGAAUGCAUUUGAAUUCCUGGUCUUGUGCCUUUCGUACCUCAGAUGAUUUGGAUGUUAAAUAUUUCAUCGAACCAAAGUUUUAAAAAAAUGGUUUUUUUGUGUGUACAUGUUGAUUUUAUUGUAUUUCUAUGGAUUGCAAGUUUUACCACAAAAAUAAAUGGCCUUUCAAAAGAAGUAGU